Molecule: messenger RNA, 4709 nt
Organism: Paramuricea clavata
Lineage: Eukaryota; Metazoa; Cnidaria; Anthozoa; Malacalcyonacea; Plexauridae
Source: the annotation of a GenBank genome assembly
AUGGACGCGUUUUAUGAAGAGAUUUCUUUGGCUGAAAAAAGUUAUCGCCAGCAUUUGGGAAAUGUUCAAGCUAUUAUUCACUUACUUGAUCCAAUACAGACGAUCAACAAUAGUCAAUCUGGUCAUCUCGAUGGAAAAAAUCACUCACUAUCGAAAUCGUACAAGUAAGUGAAAUUCAUAUUUGAAAAAAAGAUAGAAUGACUUAUAGUGCACAGCGUGAGCGAAUGACGUUAGCAUCUUAUACUAUCAAUUAUAAUCUUGGUUGGUGGCUAACUGGCUAUAGUCUCUUGUUUUUCCAAAAUAAUGCUCAAAGCACUAACAGUUUCACAUGGAAAAAACCCGCCAAGACAAUGUCUCGAAAAGUUAUACGUGCACGUGCUGGUUGUAAUAAUACUGUCGACUGACUGGCUAGGUUUCUGGUACUUUUGAGUUUUGGCGUUGAGUAUAUUAUUAUAUUAUUAUUAUAUGUUUGAAACUAUAAGAUAUUUGAGUCUUUUAAUAUGUUGUUCUAUCUGUCACUUUUGUCUGCCAAUGGUAUCGUAAGAAUGCGCUAGGAAAAGACCGAAAAGUGAUUAUACUGUUAUCAAUAAAGUAUGAAGUGGUCGGCAUGGUUAGAAAAGCACAACUGUUUCCUUCACACGAGCACAUCAAGAUUACAAGUUUUUUGUUUUGCCACCGGCACUCUCAUUUACGAUGCAAUAGUAAAGCAUGCAUACCAUAUUUAUUCGUUUUAGCGCCGCCCCCUAAAUAUACGCCGCUUUAUGAUCGCACAUUCGAAGAUCAUCUGACAGUCACAAUCAAGGAAAUUAAUUCGUAGAUUUUUCAAAAAUUUCACAAAUUGAAGUAAUCCUAUCACGCCGUGCGUCAAUUUUGGAGCCCAGCGCCUGUGCAUGGUAGAAAACUUGUUCGUACAAAAAUAUCUCGAAUGUAGAGUUCAGAACUUUGCUUGAUCGCAAACUUCCAGGAGAUGCCGGAACCAACGGUGCAGCGAUGUUUUAAAGUCAUAUAAUGUCACAUGUAUUGCCUUUGUGUAAUUAGUAUUCAUACGUCACAGGUGCGUACUGUAUCACUGCGCACGGUGUUUUAAAUCUGCGAACAAAGCGUAAAACACCGUGCGCACUGCACGUACCAUAGCACCUAUGACGUAUGAAUACUCAUUACACAAAGGCAAUACUUAUGGCGUCAUAUGACUUUAAAACACUCAGUACACACCUGUGACGCAUGAAUACUAAUCGCACAUACCUAUGACGACAUAUAGCGGGAAAGUUUUGCUGAUGUAAUUUGGCGGUAAACUUACGCUGGAUGAGGGAUAAAAUACUAUUAAUGUAAAAACAAUUGUAAAAUUUCUCUUAAGCUAUUCAAUAUUAAUUUUUACUUAUUAUUAGGUUGUGGCUAGCCAAACAUCACCCUGACAAAGCAAAAGCCAAAGGCGAAGCUGGUUUGGAAGAAACCGACUUUAUAAAAGAGUACGGAAAUAUUUUGCUUAAAACGAACAAUGUAAGAAUUAGUAUCCUAUUAUUAAUACCAACGAAAAAAUACAAUAUGUUAAGAUAAGAUAAUUUAAAUUAACACACCAUAUAUUGAUUUUUUAUAUUAUUUGUCUUAUAUGGACUAUUUUUCUUUUUUGGGUGUGCAGAAUGCUGCUGUAUGUGAUUUGUUUGCUAAACUUCACGAAUUAGGUAGUCAUUCCAUUAUUUCCCAAGUAGAAGCUCAAGAACUUGACUACAACGAUGCUAAAAGGUACAAGAAUAGCAUAAAGAACGCAUUAAGAGCUGUUAGACAAUACAACGAUGAAUGUGACGUUGGAUGUUUGAAAGAAGGGGAAAUCAUUGAUCAGCAAACGUACAGCAGAGAUUUUCCAUCUACUGGAUCUGUUUUCGAUUUUGGUGUUCGAAAAAAUUUAGCAAAUCCUAAAAUUGAUCAGUUAUCAUCAAUUUUGAAAAAACGAGAAGAGAAGAAUAUUCCCCUGGUUGUAACAAGAGUUAAAUGGAACGAUGAAAAAAGCAAUUGCAGUUUAGUCGGUGAUUAUAGAGUGUUGUGUUAUAUACCAGAGCAAGAUUGGAUCGAAAUCCAGCUUAUGUCUCCUGUAGAUGACCUGGGGUCCAAAUGCAAGAUCUCUUCUGUUGUUAUUGAUGCAUUUGAAAAAUUAUUGGAAUUACUGAGAUCGUGUGUGGUGUUCCUUAAAAAGAAGAGGGAUUUAGAAGAGAAAAAUUGCCAUAGGUAUAAGUCACUGGGUUUUUUCCAAUAUUAAAGGGAUAAAUAAUCUUUUGCAGAAAACUUAGUUAUUUUAUAAUACAAUGGCAUCAUUACAAGUUGAUUCACAUAGCGAACAAAAGUAUGUGAUGACGAGUGACUACAAUUGACAGGUUCGAUUGGUGAUAUUUCGAGUCUAGUUUCUUCGAUAUCUAUAUAUUCUAUGCACAUUCAGAGUAACAUCACAAGCAUCAUAUUCGCUCGAGUACAUAACACCAACACCCAAAAAAUCAUAUCAUAGAGUACAUAAAUAUAGAAGGAACUAGACUCAGUUCCGAAAUACACCGGCUCGAACCGACUUGACCUCGAAGCUCAGUUGACAGACUAGUAUCCCAAAGGUUGCGGGUUCGAUUCCCACCGUGGUCAGGCCAGUGUGGAUGCAUACUUACACUGGCACUAUAAUUAUUUUUUUUAUUUUCUUAAAUGUAAAGUAACUUGUAUAACUUGUUGCGAUAUUUCAUUUUGUUUAAUUAAACAUUAAUUGCAAACAUAUGACGUUAUUCACCUAAUAACAUGUAUAACAAGAUAUCAGAAAAUGUUGCACAUCGAUCUUUGCUUUGUUGUUCGUUUUCAAAAAAGUAGUAUACUUAAAUUAAUGCCGUUGUGAAAUUAACAAAGUGCUACAUCUUCAAAAAAUGUUGACAAAAAAUAACAAAGAUAUGUAUGUAAUGGAGUGAAUGACGUCACGUGCUCUGCAAUGCUUCAUAAACAUAUUUCGACAAUUAGACAAGGAAACAAAUAUCUCAAAAGAAGUUACUUUACAGUUUUAUGAGUUACUUCGUUUAAGACAAUAUAAAAUUUAAUGAUUGUGCCAACUUAAUAUUUUUUAUUGCUAUGGAAGCGAGCGACGUACGUUUUUCUUAUUUUGUUUUGUAUUCUAUUUUAGACACUCGUUUGGUUUCCAUGUGGUUAAAUUAGUUGAAUGUUUUGCUGGUGCCAAAGAAUCGAGUCUCUUCACAUUUGAUCAACACAUGGAAGAAAAUGCCGCUUUAGAGGAGUUCUUAUAUUUGAAUGGUCUUCGUAAGUGGUCGGUAGCUAGUGAUGGAUUGUGCUUAAUAAGCAGCUGGCAAAUCGCAAUGAAAACACACUUGCAGAAAAAUUACAGCGGUGGAAAUGCGGCACUCAAGUUUGAUGCAGUUGACGAUUUGCGUAAAAACCCAAACCACUAUCAACUCAUUGGUAAUUACGAAGAUGAUUUCGAGAGGUUCUUGGAAUAUAAUGAUUACGCUGGUAAUUCUAUAGAUUUAUUGCCUUAUGCACUUGCCAACAUCACUGGUGUGUGUUGUAUAAUACUUCAAGUGGACAAAAAUGGCGAAAUUCGUACCUUUCACAUUCCCCCAUCAUACGACAUACCUGAUAACGAACCAAUUGUUAACCGACCUCCAGAAAUAACACUGAUCUACUCACCAACUAGACAGCAUUACGAUGUUGCCUUGACAUGUGAUGAAUACCAAGCAAUGGUUAUGGAAAAAACAGAAGCGCAAAAGGUAUUUAUUGAUCUUUCCAUAGACGAAGAUAUUAUUGAUGAAUCCGAAUGUAGCGACAGUAGCAUUGAUAAUGAAGAUAUGUACCGGGAUAUUUUCGCCGAUGACCCGGACAGUUCUGAUGACGAAAAUUUUACAUUCUGCGUUGAUGAUAAAGAGAUAAAGUUGUUUCUCCGGUCCAAGUCGAUAAAAGAAUUAAAGCUCUUAGCUGAACAGCACAAAAUAUCUCUUGUAAAUGUAAUCGAAAAGCAGGAUCUUGUACUACGUCUAGCUAGUAAUCCAACAUUGAAAAUAUGUGUAUCGAAAGAUAUGGGUGAGAAGAAAGCUGCCGAAGUGAAAGAAAGAAAACGAUCAAAGAAGGUAGAUCCCACAUGGUGGGAGGAUAUUGAAGCCAGAGAGGUGGAAAAAAUUCCGUACGACAUCGAUGGAACAUGCGUGUUCAAAUUAAGUUUCGAUCCCGUAGACCGACUCAAGUCCAGCGCAGAUGGAAGAUCUUGGGAAAAGUCGUACACAUGUAACACGAAAGAGUUUCCUAAUGGUCGAAGAAAAGCAGCGAAAUGUGGCGGCAGUUACACAUGCAUAAACAAUCUAUGUAUGUUUUAUGUACAAUAUGGGAAAGAAAACAACGUGCAAUGGAAGAAAACUGCUGCUGGGACCCGGCUAUGCAAGUGUUGCAAUCACUUAAUGCAACACAUACCAUGCGAGGCAAGAAAAAUAUGGGAGUUUCACCAAGAGCACGUCAUUGUCAGGCAUUUAGGAUUCCACACAUGUCCAGCAAGAAUUCCUAUGACCUUCCCCGAAGAAAUUAGCGAAACCUUCAGUAGAAAUCCCAAGACUAAACCCUCCAAAUUACAACGCGAUAUUCUGGUUAACUCUCUUCGAGAAUCCGGGAAUGUGAACGCCGUAAAAGAGUUGGCCACCAAUCUUCUCGACAAAAAAAAACUUAGAAACGAAAAACAAAAACAAUCUAAA